AUGGUGGCCAACAACAUGCUUGCCAUCAUGCUGGCCGUUGCGCUCAUUAGCACGAGCGCGUUUGCGGCUCCCUUGUCGACAGUGCAUCGCCGUGAAGCAACCGCCGAUGCUUUGGCCGACUUGUUGUCUGAGCUAAUUGCGCAGGAGGUGACUGCACAACUCGCCAACAUCGCCAACGUAACCUCUAUUCAGAACCUGAUGGCCAAGGACAGCGCCCUCGAGCAAGCCGAUAUGAGCCUAGAGGCAGCCAUUGAAGACGAAACCCAGCGUGCGCUUGCGGCGGAGGCUGAGCUUCGCAAUCAAGCUUCCAACGAGCUCAACUGCAUGCGCGGUGCGUCCGAAUACUUGCCUGAGCCCUUUUGCAACUGCGAGCCAGACUAUUCGGGUCAACUCUGCGACACCUGGGUUGGGGGCGUGCUUACCACGCUCACCGACGUGGACAACGCCAUCAUCGCCAUGGCUGGCAUGCCCAAGAUUGGUGCGCUCAGUGUGCCCCCACACUUGGCUACCCCAGAGCUGCGUGCGGCCCUUGGGGAGAUGCCCCGCUCAAUCGUCAACUUGACCAUGGACUGCUCGGCCUUCCCUGAAUGCGCAAGCCAGAUGGACCUCAGCUGGAAUGUGCCCCAUGAGUUUGCGGGAUGGUCCAUCACCGGAUCGCUUUGGCUGGACGGCACCGCCUUUACGGGCCUGAGCACCAUGACUCUCGACUCGCUCCAGCGGGUUGCCGUUCUCAACGCGCUGCAGCCGCUUGACCUCAAUCUCAAUGCCGCCAACUCGCUGCAUACCAUUUACCUCAGCAAUACAACUUUGAUGAGCUUUAUGGCCCCCUCUCAUGGCGUCCAGUCCAUGAGCUCGCUUAUCCUCGAGCACUUGCCCGGUCUGAUGGAGAUUACGGGCCUCAGUGAUGUCAGUGAAUUGGCGCAAUUGCAGCUGAUCGAUCUGCCGGACUUGACCUUCUUCUCUGCCAUGCCAAGCCUGUCAACCGUCAGCUCUUCGUUGGUCCUCAACGAUCUCCCGUUUUUGGGCGGCAUGUAUGCGCAUCCCUCAACAAUUGCGCAGCUGGAUAUUGCCAACUGCCAUGCGCUGAGUGACAUGGCAAUUGAUGCCCAGUUCUUCGCUGGGCAGGCCACCGUGACUUUGGGCGACAUCUGUUGGACGGGCAGUGAACUGCAGCGCACGCCAGACUACAACCUUGACCGCCUUCUGACCCAAGAACAGCUGAUCCGAAACACCUUCCCGCAACCGGCCAGCAUCCAAGCGUGCAACUGCAGUGGCACUGACUUUGGCCAACCUCUUUGCAACGAGUACCAGCUGGACCUCGUGUGCAGCUCCCCCGCAGACCAUGCAACGUUGGUACAGCUCGCACCGCACAUCCAGAGCUUUGUCGGCACUGCCCGCCUGCAUUUUGCCGAGGGCUGUGAGGCUGACUUCUCACUGCUGUCGACCUUUUCGAGUCUGCGCGUGUUGGGUACGCUGGAGAUUGAUGGCCCCCAGGCCUUUGAUGAGACGGAACUGAACAACUUUUUGCAUCCGAUUCAAGCCAUUCACUCCUUGAUCCUGCGCAACGUGGAUUAUUCGCUGCUCAACUUCCCCAAUCUCAACGCCUUGCUCAACAUUGAGAUUGUAAACGCCACGCAUCUCGUACAUCUCGAAAUGCCCAACUUGUUCCAGGCCUACUCGAGCUACGACCAGAUGCUACAGGAGGCCGUUGUAUCCGCAUUCAAAGUGACGGAUGCGCCCAACUUUUUGGGUCUGCUCGGCCCCAUGGUGCCCCCCUUUGUCUACGAUCAACUCUGGUUGACAAACACUGAUGCCUUUGACAAUUUGCUCCAGUUUAACAUUUCAUACACCUAUGACAUCAGGUUUGACAACACGGGCCUGGUCGAUCUGGUCGGUGUGCGCGCCAUCUUGCCCCCGUCCACACUCGUCGUCAAGAACAAUGCUCUUCUGACGGACUGGAACGGAUAUUAUCCCGUCCUGAACGGCAGCGCGUACAUCGACAUUGACAACAACGCCGCGCCCUCGCCCAUCUAA
Molecule: messenger RNA, 2034 nt
Organism: Monosiga brevicollis MX1
Lineage: Eukaryota; Choanoflagellata; Craspedida; Salpingoecidae
Exons: 2
Coding region: 1-2034 (677 amino acids)
Cellular component (GO): plasma membrane; cell wall
Source: RefSeq, a predicted model, not a curated record